AUGUUGAAGAUUGUUUUUCAUCUUUCUCCUACACCACUUCGAGUGGCGAUUCUGUAUUUUGUGGUUGUCUUGAUGGGGGAGUGGUGCCACUCAUCCCCUUUAGGAUCAGACUCAAACUCCUGUUCGACAUUGGUACAAAACCGUUUUUUUGGCUUAUUCCUGUCAUCAUCAGUAUUUCCCACUGUGCCUUGCUCUUGGACCCUGCAAAAUCCUGAACCACGGCACUACACCAUCUUCAUCAAAAUAACAAAACCUACCAAGGACUGCAUACCGUUACAGCUUCGAAUCUUCCAAUAUGACUCUUUCCUGGAGAACACCCAGUCCUACCGAGGGAUUGAUAGCCUUGAUGAUAUUGUGAGGUUUUGCGACACCUCUGCCUCACUUUCAUUCCUUGAGGCUGACAAGCAGUUUGUUCACAUAAGAAAGGGUCCUCAUCAGAGCGGUGCCACCACGACAAGUGACAGUGGUGAUUUCAAAGUAGAAUACCUGGUUGUUGGAAAACGUAACCCCAGCAUGGCAGCCUGUCAAAUGUUGUGCCAGUGGCUGGAGGACUGCCUGGCCUCCAGCACAUCGAGCAGGCCAUGCGGCAUUAUGCAGAUGCCAUGUUCAUGUCGGCAUUCACCACCAAAGUAUGCUGAGGGCAACAGCUGUUACUACAAUGGAGUUCACCUGGAUAACUGUUUACUCAAUGUAAGAGAAAUUGGAAAACACGCUCAAUUAAAUGGUAAAGCUCUGCAUAUUUCUCGCAGUCAAUCACUUCGUUCAGUGGAUAGCCACAAGCUUGAUGAUGUAGACAAGCCUCACAGUGGACAGCAAAACCCUCAGACAGUUGAAUCAACCUCAGGUGAAGAGUGGUCAGCAUGGAGUGUAUGUUCUGCAACAUGUGGGGAGGGCUGGCAGAGUCGUACCCGUUUCUGUGUCUCCUCCUCAUACAGUACCCAAUGUAGUGGGCCACUGCAAGAGCAGAGAACUUGCAACCCUGCUGUUUGUCCGGUGGCUGGUGCUUGGGAUGAAUGGUCACCAUGGAGUUUAUGUUCGUCAACAUGUGGCAGAGGUUACAGAUCCCGAACACGAACCUGCACCCCUCCACAAUUUGGAGGAGAUCCCUGUGAGGGUCCAGAGAAACAAACUAAAUUCUGUAACAUAGCUGUCUGUCCAGUGGAUGGUGUAUGGAAUGAAUGGUCAAGUUGGAGUACCUGCUCGUCUUCUUGCUCUAAUGGGACCAUGCAACGAACAAGAGAGUGUAACGGCCCCUCAUAUGGAGGUUCUGAAUGCAGAGGAGAGUGGAUUGAGACUGUUGGCUGCUUCCUUGCAGAAUGCCCUGUGGAUGGGAAGUGGCAACCAUGGUCCUUGUGGUCAGGGUGUUCGAAGACAUGUGGUGGGGGUAGCCAACAGAGAAACAGACUUUGUUAUGGGCCAUUUUUUGGUGGGGAUUCUUGCCCUGGAGAGCGAGAAGAGGUCCGACUCUGUCAUGAAAAGAGAUGCCCGGAACCCCAUGAAAUAUGCAUCGAGGACAAUUAUUCCAAUGUUGUUUGGAAGAUGACUCCUGCUGGAGAUACAGCAGCAGUACGUUGUCCUCCAAAUGCAAUGGGUUUGAUUUUGCGUCGCUGUAUCCUAGACGAGGAGGGUAUUGCAUACUGGGAGAAUCCAACAUAUAUGAGGUGCAUUUCCAAUGAUUAUCGCAGCAUACAAACUUUGACUCGAGAUCAUUUAUCUAAAGCGCAACGAGGCCUUAUGGGUGAUGGCGUCUCUGAGGUGAUGACUAAACUGAGAGUAACUUCUAGUGAUGGCACCAGCUACAGUGGGGAUUUACAGGCCAUUUUGGAUGUGCUGAAGAACAUGACUGAAAUCUUCAGGAGGGCAUACUACAGUCCAAGCAGUGCAGACAUGAGGAACUUUGUCCAGUCAGUUAGCAAUCUGUUAAUGGAUGAAAACCGAGUACGAUGGAAAGAAGCACAACUGCUGGGCCCUAACAUCACAGUGCUAUUUCACCUGAUUGAGGAAUUUGUGGAUGUCAUUGGUCAUAGAAUGAAAGACUUUCAGGACAUGUAUGAAGUGACUGAUAAUAUAGUUUUAAGCAUUCACAAGCGUCCAUUGCUGAGUAAUGCAGAUAUCACCUUCCCAAUGAAGGGCUGGAGGGGCAUGGUUGAUUGGGCCCGCCACUCAGAGGACAGAGUCAUCAUUCCAAAACGAAUCCUACUAACAGGCAAGCCAGAUUCAGGUGACUCCUCGACAUUUGUAACAGGUAUCAUUCUGUACAGAAACUUGGGAAGUGUUCUGAAAUUACAGAGAAACAGCACAGUACUCAACUCCAGGAUUGUGUCUGUCAUCAUUAAACCAUCUCCUGCAUUCCUCUCUGCACCAGUUACAGUUGAAUUCUCUCAUAUGUACAACGGCACCACGAAUCAAACAUGUAUAUCUUGGGAUGACAAUGAGAGCUCCUCUUUGCUGGGAUCCUGGUCUGCUAGAGGCUGCAAGUCCGUGCUCGUCGAUUCACUCAGAACCAAAUGCGUGUGUGAAAGACUGACCACCUUCGCCAUUUUAGCGCGACUUCAUCCUGAAAUGAAUAUGGACAAGAUUCAGCUCCCAUCCGUGACACUGAUUGUGGGUUGUGGAGUUUCCUCCCUCACAUUGUUGCUUCUCAUCAUCAUCUAUGUGUCUGUCUGGAGAUACAUUCAGUCUGAGCGAUCCGUCAUUCUCAUCAACUUCUGCCUCUCAAUCAUUUCCUCCAAUGCCCUUAUUCUCAUUGGACAGACCCAAACAAGAAAUAAGGUGUUAUGCACCACGAUAGCUGCAUUUCUUCACUUCUUUUUCCUGUCCUCAUUUUGUUGGGUCCUGACGGAAGCAUGGCAAUCAUACAUGGCAGUGACAGGUCGUCUAAGAAAUCGCAUUAUACGCAAGCGUUUCCUAUGCCUCGGCUGGGGUCUUCCUGCUCUUGUUGUUGCAAUCUCUGCGGGUUUUACCAAGGCAAAAGGCUAUGGAACAUCAAGCUACUGCUGGUUGUCUCUGGAAGGAGGUCUUCUCUAUGCAUUUGUGGGACCAGCUGCCGCUGUUGUCUUGGUUAACAUGGUUAUUGGGAUUCUCGUUUUUAACAAACUGGUGUCCAAAGACGGCAUUACUGAUAUGAAACUAAAGGAGAGGGCGGGUCAGAUGACAGUGCCGCUUUACAAUAUGACCCUCAAAUGCGCCAAGUGUGGAGUUAUCUCGUCGGCUGACGUAUCUACCACAGCUACCAGUAACGCCAUGGCAUCACUUUGGAGCUCCUGUGUGGUAUUGCCCCUUCUGGCUCUCACAUGGAUGUCAGCUGUGCUUGCCAUCACUGAUCGGCGCUCUGCACUGUUCCAGAUUCUUUUUGCGGUCUUUGAUUCCAUGGAAGGCUUUGUUAUUAUCAUGGUGCACUGCAUCCUGCGAAGAGAGGUUCAGGAGGCUGUAAAGUGCCGUGUGGUAGAUCGCCAAGAAGAUGGUAAUGGGGAUUCUGGUGGAUCUUUUCAGAAUGGUCAUGCUCAGCUUGUGACUGACUUUGAGAAGGAUGUUGAUAUGGCUUGCAGAUCAGGUACUAUGAAGCACUCCCCCGUCCAGGGAGAACAAAAGGCUUCUCCUGGGACUCUAACUAGCCAAAGGGGUUCUAACUUCAAUACAAUGCCAGCCAGUAUGGCCAAAGUCCACCUCCCGAACAAGGCGGAUUAUACCAGCCACACACUGACUUUACGGAGAGAGAAAUGCACUACUAAAGGAAUCAGUACUGAGUUGCCAGGUGCUAAAUCAAUUUACAUCUGUAACAGUGAGGUCUUUAAACAGCUCGAUGAUGAGCCACCACAAAGCAAUGCAGAAGGAGGCAGUUGUGAGGGCACUGUCAAAGCCCCAGGGCUAGUAGUUUUACCAACCAACAACAUGGGCACCUCAAGGCCAGCCAAAGACAAAGAAGAGCAACCAACCAAGUACAACAUAAAUGUUGAGCAGAUGCCUCAGACGAGGCUUGUCCACCUAGCUAAUUCUGUCAGUGGAGAGCCGUUGCUUGGAUUUGGACUGAAGAGCCUGCCUGUGGAUCAAGUCAGUGUGUCAUGCCCAGAAAGAGACUCACCUGUGCACAACCUAAAAAGCCUGUCAAGAGACUCUCAGGCAGAAAGACAAGAAUCUGGAAACUCUGCUGCUAUAACCAAGAGUGAAACCGUUGCGACACUAUCCAUCAACUCCCUGGAGAGGCGAAAAUCACGCUAUGCUGAGCUUGACUUUGAGAAGAUAAUGCACACCCGGAAACGCCACCACGACAUGUUUCAGGACCUGAACAGGAAGACUGACUGUGCAGACAUGGAUGUAGAGUCUCCACCUGUCGAUGCCAAAGCUACAAAAAGAUGGAGUGUAUCCUCUGCCAGCAGCGACAAGACCAACAUAAGUGAUAAGCAGCAGACCCCAAGUAAGAGGGCAUGGGAGGGCAAACAAAAGACCCACUCUCCACCAACCUGGGGGAAAAAAGAAAUGGCGACAUCAGUGACAUCACCUUUGGAAAUGCAGACAGUCGAGUGGGAGAAGACAAGUGCAACUAUUCCUUUGGUAGGCCAGGAUAUCAUGGACCUGCAGACGGAGGUGUGA
Messenger RNA from Nerophis lumbriciformis (worm pipefish), 4590 nucleotides. Lineage: Eukaryota; Metazoa; Chordata; Actinopteri; Syngnathiformes; Syngnathidae. The record is from RefSeq and is a predicted model, not a curated record.